Molecule: messenger RNA, 5428 nt
Organism: Anopheles cruzii
Lineage: Eukaryota; Metazoa; Arthropoda; Insecta; Diptera; Culicidae
Gene: Arms
Product: kinase D-interacting substrate of 220 kDa
Exons: 9
Coding region: 75-4706 (1543 amino acids)
Molecular function (GO): protein binding
Source: RefSeq, a predicted model, not a curated record
GAAAGAACCCCUUCGCCCCGACAGACGAUACUGAUUGAUAGCGGGCGAUAGCAGUUAAAAUACUCGGCGGCACCAUGUUUAAAAGCAAGCACCGCUCACCGGGCCACGAGCACCACCAUCAGGCACUGAACCGGUGUGAUUCGAUGGGAUCCUUAGGACACCGUACACUGUUACAGUACCUGGAAACAGAUGAUCUGGCUGGAAUGAAAACAUUCCUGGGGACCCGCCAACUGCAGGUCGACGAUCGGGAUGAGAACAACACGACGGUGCUGAUGCUGGCGUGCGGCCGUGGAGCCUCCCACUUCGCAAAGGAACUGCUAGCCCGCGGUGCGGAUGUACAGGCGCAGGAUCUGGACAACUGGUCCGCACUACACUUUGCGGCGAAGGCCGGUCACGUCGAUAUUGUGGAGCUGCUGCUUGAGAAUGGGGCCGAGCUGGAGCAACGCGAUAUGGGCGGCUGGACCGCUCUGAUGUGGGGCUCGUACAAGGGCCAUACCAGCGUGGUGGCACUUUUACUGCAGCGCGGGGCCGAUGUGCAGGCACACGGCAACUAUCACCUGAACCCCCUGCUCUGGGCAUCCGGUCGCGGUCACACCGAGAUCGUGCGGCUGCUCGUGAACACCGGGGGAGCUAAGGUGAACGUAGGUGACAAGUAUGGAACAACGCCCUUGGUGUGGGCCUGCCGGAAAGGAAAGGCGGAGAUCGUGGACAUACUACUGAAAGCGGGCGCGAACGUCGAUACGGCGGGAAUGUACUCCUGGACACCGCUGCUGGUCUCGGUCAGUGGAGGUUUUCAGGAGUGUGUCACCCUGCUGCUGGAACGCAAACCGAACGCGAACGCCCUGGAUAAGGACGGUAUGACCGCGCUGUCGAUCGCGUGUCGCGAAGGCCAGACGGAGAUAGCGUCGGCAUUGAUCGGUGCCGGAGCGUACCUGAACGUGCAGGAUCGGGCCGGUGACACACCGCUGAUCAACGCCGUCAAGGGGGGCCACCGGAGCGUGGUGGAGAUACUGAUGAAGCGUCACGUGGACGUGGAAAUACAGGGAAAAGACAAAAAGACUGCACUGUACACGGCCGUCGAGAAGGGGCACACGGCGAUCGUGAAGCUGAUACUCCAGUCGAACCCGGACCUGGAGCUUUCUACCAAAGAUGGCGAUACGCCGCUGCUGCGGGCGGUCCGCAACCGUAACCUCGAGAUCGUGCAGAUGCUGCUGGAGCGGAAGGCGAAAGUGGGAGCAACCGACAAGCGGGGCGAUACCUGCCUACACGUGGCGAUGCGCGCCCGCUCGAAGGCGAUCGUCGAGGCGCUGCUCAGCAACCCGAAGUACGGUCAGCUGCUGUACCGGUCGAACAAGGAGGGCGAAACGCCGUACGCGAUCGAUGCAACCCACCAGAAGACCAUCCUCGGGCAGGUGUUUGGCAAUCGGCGACUCAACGCUAACGAGGACUCGGAGGGGAUGCUCGGGUACGGGCUGUACUCGUCGGCGCUGGCCGAUGUGCUGAGCGAACCGACGCUAACCACCCCGAUCACGGUCGGGCUGUACGCGAAGUGGGGCAGCGGGAAGAGCUUUCUGCUGGCGAAGCUGCGCGAGGAGAUGAAAACGUUCGCUCACGCGUGGUCCGAGCCGUCGAUCAACGCGUCCUGGCUGUUUUUUCUCAUCUGCCUCCAUCUGGCCAUUGUGAUCGGGACCGUGGUGGGGCUCGCUACGUGGAGCUACAUUUGGGGCCUGUCGACGGCCGUCACACUGCUGCUGCUCAUCUACUUCCUCGACAUUCUGUUCAAGUUCCUCGAUCGCCGCUACGACCUCGAGUGGCUGUACGCGGUGAACCACGGCAUGUCGCGGAAGCUGGGCCGCUUGCGGUUGAUUCUGCAGGUGGCGUUCUGCCAUCCGCCGGGCCCGCAGAACGAUCAGCAACCGAUGCCGGUGCGGUUUCAUUUUGCCGAAGCGAGCGGUGCGGCACCCAACGGCGACGCCGCCAUUGCCUUGAUGUUGGCGUCCUUGUUCGAUGCCAUCGAAUCCCACUAUGGCUCGUUGGCCACAGGGUUAUAUCGUGCCUUUCGACCGCGUCCUUUAAAAGCAAACGGUGGCUGGAAGUGGCGUAAGAUGUGCUGCAUGCCCGUGGUGAUCAUGUUCGAGCUCGGCAUACUGGGUAUCCUGGCGACGGCGUCGCUCUCCAUCAUCUACUCCGAACACGAGCUCGAGGGCCGUGAGGAGAUAGCGGUAACAAUCUACGUGUUGCUCGGUUUUCUUUUGGCUGGAGCCAUCGCCAAUUUGCACGCCUGGUCGAAGCUGAUCGGUGCUCUUUUUAUGUCGCAAGGAAAGCACCUGAAACGGGCAUUCUCGAGCAACGAGGCCGCUCCUCUGACGGCCCUCGGGGCGGAAGUGAGCCUGAUGGCCGAUAUGGUACGGUGCCUCGACGCGUUCACCAGUCAGCAGAGCCGCCUGGUCGGGGUAGUCGAUGCGUUGGAUUCGUGCGACACCGAGCGCACGCUCACGAUCCUGAAUGCCAUCCAAACGAUACUCUCCGGACCGCAACGUCCCUUCGUAUUGCUGCUGGCGGUUGAUCCGCACGUCAUCGCGAAGGCGGCCGAAGCGAACAGCCGACGCCUGUUCACCGAAGGCGGUAUCGGUGGUCACGAUUUUCUGCGCAAUCUCGUCCAUCUUCCGGUUUACCUGCAAAACUCGGGCCUGCGCAAGGUACAGCGGGCACAAAAUACGGCCCUCAACGCGUACCGUAGGGCAAUGCCGGACAUGGGCCGGGAAGACGAUCAGCCCACCGGCAGCCAUUUGGGCCACUCAGCUUCAGCGCGCCGACUGUCGAACGCGUCGGAGAUUAUGUCUUCGCAGGAAAAACUACGCGCCAUGCCAAGCUCUUCACGGGGUGGCAGCAAGAAGCUACGCGUUUCGGAUUCCAUCGCCAGUUCGAUCGGUUCGAAUCUGCACAAGCUCGGCCAAAACCCACCGAUGGACCUGUCGAAGAUCAUUCUCACCGACGAUUACUUCAGCGACGUGAAUCCGCGCAGCAUGCGAAGGCUGAUGAAUGUGAUCUACAUCACGGUACGCUUGUUGAAAGCCUUUCAGAUUGAAUUUAGCUGGUAUCGAUUAAGUUCGUGGAUCAACCUCACGGAACAGUGGCCACUGCGUGCUAGUAUGAUCGUGCUCGAGCAUGAUCAAGCUGGCGACAGCAUCGAUGACACAGUUUCACUUCAAACAGUGUAUGAUAAAGUCCGUCCUAAGCUGACGUGCCUGCGAGAAGCCGUGGCAUUGCUGGAUCUCGAUCGAGACGAGCGCAAGUUGGACGCCUUUUUGCAGCUACACAAAUCGGAUCUGCUGGUAUCGGAUCUGCGCAUAUUUUUGCCCUUCACGAUUAACCUCGAUCCGUACCUGCGCAAGGUGCUCAAAGAGGAUCAACAAGCGAUGGAAGACGAGGGAAUCAUCAUACCGAUGAAAAGUGUGCUGCCACCGACGAAGCCGACCGGAUUUGCGCACGUCCCACGGCACCACCAGGGAAGCAUCCUGCAUCCAACACCGCACCACGCAAGCAAUCUGGCGCAUUGGCCAAACUUUUACAACCCACAACCGACGGCAAUGGCACUGAUGAACUACUACAACCAAAAUCUGGCCAACCUGCUUAAUCCGAGUCCCGGGGCACUGCUGAAUGAAACACUGCCGGGUAGAAUCAUUGUGGAACGCAACGAGCAUGAUCAGCAUUCCAUGGCUGGCGCAGGGGUUUCCGGUGCACCGGGGAAACCGAAGGGAGGCUCGCUACAUCAGAAGCCAUUGAAUACGAUGGCUCCGCCACCGAUCGACAUCGACCUGUCGAACGUGCAGCUCUCCAGCCUGACGGUCGAACAACUGAUCGACCUACUGGGGCAAGUGAGCGAUCUCAAGCCCGCAAUGGAGCGUACCGGUCCUAUUUUGCGCGAAAACUCCAUCUCCGGUCGUGUGCUGAUGUACUGUAAUCUGGAUGAGCUGAAAUCGGUCCUUCAGCUGAGCUUUGGGCACUGGGAAAUGUUUAAGCUGCUCAUAACGGCACUGCGGGAAUCGAACACCGCCAGCCAACCGCCGCAGCGGAAGCUUUCCAAGACCACCAGCUUCGCCAAGGGUACGGGCGACUCGCUCGAGAUGCAGGAACCGCAUGCCCAACCGGCUGCACCGUUCGGUUCCGCCUCGAGCAGCUUCCAGCCGAUUCGACAAAAGUCGCAGAACCUGCUGGAGAAACAGCAGCCGGCCAAAGUGCAUGAUUACGAAUAUCUUCAGGUGACGCUCGAGGAGCAGAUGAUUUGCGGUGCGCUGCAGACGCUGAACGAGGACGCCUUCGAGGACGUGGUCAGCAGCGAGCGGCCCAGCCCGACCGGUGAGAUGUUUAGCCAGUUCAGCCUGGCGCCAAUUCGCGAGAGCUCGGAAAUCGGUUCACCGCCGCGUUUCACUUACAAUCUUACUAACCCAAACCUCGCCGCCCUGGCCACCAGCAAUGGUACGCUGAAUGGCGACGACGGCGGGGUGGCUGGCUACGGUAAUGAGGGAGACUGUGAGCUGCACUUUCCGCUGCCUCGGUCCGUCGGCCACAGCCGCUCCCACAGCCUGCACGAUGGCGAUGGUGGGGCAUUGACCAGCGUCGUGAUCGUUCCACCACCAUCCAUUCUUGGCCACUCGUCACCCACCGUUACCACCACCGGCAGCAUCAACGACACUAAGCUCUAACUCAUGGUGAAUCGAUUUGCCAAGCCGCUUGCAACCGCGGCACCCGGUUUCAGCAUGCAUGGCCGGUUUGUCGUCGUUGUGCUGACUGUUGUUACUUCCGUUGUGUCGUGUGCCGUGCUGUAACUGCUGUUGUUUUUGCCGUGGCUUUCGUAAAACACCCUACACUCACGCAAAUCACCAGAGAUGAGAGUGGCACGCAAGGAUCACUGACAAACGUUACCAACCGAUGGCGUAGGAGCAGCACGCGAACAAAGCAAGAAGUAUUUGUUAAAUGGUUUCUCUUAUCGAGGAAAUCGGUACAUCCAAAGUGAUACUACAAUUAUUGCCACUAUUACUAGCGAGUUUGUUUAGCGAUUAGUUAGAAUCGUGGAGGUAAACAAACAUUCCCUUAACAGAAUUGAUACCACUUCCCUUAGACGAAUUGAUGAAUAAUGUUAGGAUACAACAAAAGUGAAACGAUUCACAAACACACGCGCCCCAAAACCACGUAGAGACCAAUUUAUGAUCGUGUACUUAAAAACAAAGACAACACCAGGUAGAACGAGCCGUUUUUCCUGGGAAAUGUGUUAGAGUUUUUUUUUGAAAAACAUUACCAAUGAUAAGCAUAGUGAGAGAAACGUUGAACUGUUUAGGCCAAUUGUAUGUUUAGCUAUUCGAGAAAACUUGUUUCAAUAAAUCCACGAACCGCGGCUGUACAGAGAACCAAGAGGUACGCGGGAAGA